AUGACCGUCCAGCCUGCCUCCUCUUCCCCCGGAGGCACCGGGAACCCCCAUUCUCCCAGUGGCGAUGUGACCAAGACAGAGGUUCACUGCGUACAUGAUGAGCGCCCAGCAGAGGAAAAGCGCACCGUCAACGCCUUUCUCAUCCUGACCUGUGUGAUCUUCAGCGCCGCCUCGCUCCUCUUCGGCUUCGACGACAAGAUCAUCUCCCCGGUGGCCUCGCUGGAACCGUUCGUCGCCAAAUACCAAGGCCCCAACCAUGCCGCAGGCAAAUACGUCCUGACAGCCCGCAACCAGAACCUAGUCUUCUCCGUCCCGCUGGUCGGCUCCAUCCUUGGCGGUCUCGCCGCCUCCCCGCUGAACUUCCACCUGGGCCGCAAGCGGCCCGUGCUGCUGGCGUACGUCGUCUCGAUCGCCGGCGGGCUGGUGCAGGUGCUCGCGCCGAACCUGGGCGCCUUCGUGGCCGGGCGCUUCAUCAACGGCGCCGCGAUGGGCAUCGCCAACGGGACGGCCCCGCUGUAUCUCUCCGAGGUGGUGCCGGCGUCCAUGCGCGGCCGCAGUGUGUCCACCCUCAACAUCCUCAACGUCACGGCCGGCGUGCUCGGCACCGUCGUCGUGUACGGAACGAAGACGCUCGGCGGCCGCGAGUCGUACAUGAUCCCGUUGGCCGUGCAGUGCGCGCUGCCCGCGCUGCUGUCGCUGUGCACCGCGCCGCUGCCCGAGAGUCCGCAGUGGCUGGUGGGCAAGGGGCGGGUGGAUGCGGCGCGGCGGAACCUGCGGAAGCUGCGCGGCGGGACGGAUGAGCAGGUCGAGGACGAGUUGCGGCUGCUGGGGGUGUUUGAGGCCGAGGAGCGCCAGAUGAAAGAACGCGUCGCGUUUUGGGAGAUCUUCUCGCGGAAGCAUGUGCGCCGCACGCUGACCUCCGGCUCGUUCUUCUCGCUCAACCAGAUCUCCGGCGUGAUCCUCUCGACCACCUACGGGACUGUGUUUCUGACCGAGAUCGGCGCGACCGAUCCCUUUGCAUUGACGGUUAUCGCGGCGUGCUGUACACUUGCUGGCACGAUUGUGGCGCCGUUUGUGUUGGACCGUGUUGGGCGGCGCCCAACCGCCCUGGUGGGCAUGAGCGUGAUUCUGGUCGUGGACGCUGUGGCGGGCGGGCUGGCGUUCCGCCGCGAUGACCAGCGGGCGACGACGGCCAUUGCAGCGCUCUCGUUCGUGCUGAACUUCUUCUGGGCGUCGUCGUUCUUCUCGCUGUCGGCGCUGAUGCCGUCGGAGAUGGCCACGCCCAAGCUGCGCCACCACACCAUGGCCUACACGGUUGCCUGUGCGCAGACUACGGCGGUCGUGACGACGUUCGUUGUGCCGCAGUUGACGGCAGCGGAUGCGGCGGGGCUGGGCGCGAAGGCCUAUCUCAUUUUCGCCGGGUGUAUGGUCUGUAUUAUUAUCUUUGUGUUCUUCCUCAUGCCCGAGACACGAGGACGCACGUUUGUGGAGAUCGACGAGAUGUACGAGGCGGGCGUGCCCGCGUGGAAAUGGAGGACGUAUAAGACCUCGUGCAACACGGAACCUGCACCUCAAACAAGUGUUGUACAGAACAGCGAUAGAGAGAGAAUAAUAUAG
This is a messenger RNA of Aspergillus terreus NIH2624, 1617 nucleotides long. RefSeq lists its product as uncharacterized. The record is from RefSeq and is a predicted model, not a curated record. The coding region runs from base 1 to 1617 and encodes 538 amino acids. Lineage: Eukaryota; Fungi; Ascomycota; Eurotiomycetes; Eurotiales; Aspergillaceae. Gene Ontology annotation, cellular component: membrane. Gene Ontology annotation, biological process: carbohydrate transport; transmembrane transport. Gene Ontology annotation, molecular function: carbohydrate:proton symporter activity. The transcript has 2 exons.